This is a messenger RNA of Geodia barretti, 966 nucleotides long. NCBI's taxonomy places the organism in Eukaryota, Metazoa, Porifera, Demospongiae, Tetractinellida, Geodiidae. The record is from the annotation of a GenBank genome assembly.
AUGCUGGCAACCAAGGCUGCGCGUGUGGUGAGUGCGGCGGACGGCAGGGCGGUGGUGGACUUUGCGGCGCGGCGCACGCAGGGCAUAGACUCGGCAAUCAAGUUUGCGCGCGCCGCUUACAUAGCAGGGUUCGCAGGCACAAGCAACGUGCUUGCUGCCAAGCGGUAUGGCAUACCCCGCAGUUGGCACGAUGGCGCACACUCGUUCAUCACUUCGUUCGAUAGCGAAUUGGAAGCGUUCGGUGCCUACGCCGCGUCAUUUCCUGACAACUCCACCUUUCUUGUGGACACAUACGACACGAUCGAGGGCAUACGAAACGCGAUCACUGUUGCAAAACGAAUGAGGGAACAAGGGCAUGAACUUAACGCCAUAAGGCUGGAUAGCGGCGACCUGCUGGCACUGUCAAUCGAGGCGCGCUCGAUGUUGGAUGCGGCGAGUCUGCCUGAAGUUCAGGUGCUUGCAAGCGGCGGACUUGACGAGUUUCAGAUCGAGAGCCUGCUGAGUCUUGGAGCAACGAUUGACGGCUUUGGCGUUGGGACGAAUGUCGGAACUUCCGCGGAUUAUCCGUGGCUUGAUUGUGUUUACAAAAUGGUGGAGUAUGACGGCAGGCCCACUAUGAAGCUCAGCGAAGAUAAGGAAACGCUGGUGGGCGCAAAGCAGGUUUUCCGGUAUGUGGGCGAGGACGGAAUGUAUGCAGGUGAUGUAAUUGGAUGCACCGACGAGCCUGAGCCGGAUGGGACGGAGAUGCUGCUUUCGGAAGUAAUGAGGGACGGUAGGCGGCUGGAAGUCGCGCCCUCGCUGGCUGAAUUGCAGCAGCGAUGCUCCAGUGAAAUUGGGCGUUUGUCGGACACGCAAAAGCAGUUGCGCUCACCUGACGAGUAUCCCGUUCGAGUGAGCGAGAGGCUGCAGGCGCGCCAGCAGAGGGCGAAGCGGGACAUUCUGCGCAAGUCAGUCAAUCGAGAAUAG